Penicillium pulvis is the source of this 1044-nucleotide messenger RNA. Its product is annotated as MBL fold metallo-hydrolase. The transcript has 4 exons. Gene Ontology annotation, molecular function: transferase activity. Lineage: Eukaryota; Fungi; Ascomycota; Eurotiomycetes; Eurotiales; Aspergillaceae. The record is from RefSeq and is a predicted model, not a curated record. The coding region runs from base 1 to 1044 and encodes 347 amino acids.
AUGGAUGAUCCGCUACAUUUGAACCUCCAAGAAGUGGACACGCUCGAAGCCACCGUGAUCAUCGACAAUGAGCUCGAUCCUAUGUCACCGGCAGCCCCCGAUACGGUCCGGAUAGCGGGGCAAAUGGGCAACCUUAUUUUCAAGCCCGGCAAUGAGAUCACGGAUCGUGGUGAUGCGACUAGAGAGUUGCGAAUGGGGGAUAUUUGUUGUGCUGCACAUGGCUUGUCUAUUCUGGUGACAGCAACCAAGGGUGAUAAGACACACUCUGUUCUCUUCGAUGUCGGUCCUGAGGAAGAUAUUUGGGAACGCAACGUGAAACGAUUACGUCCGGAUCUUGCUUCCGUGGAGGUCAUCCAACUGUCGCAUUGGCACCGGGACCACUCAGGUGGUCUUCUGCGAGCCAUUCGUAUGAUUAAAGACGCCAAAAAGGCUCAAGGCCGUUCAGAUGAUCUUAUUGUUGACCUGCAUUCCGAUCGACCCGCUUAUAGGGGCAUGGUUGCUGCUCAAACUAUAGUCUCCCUCGAGGCAGAUCCUACCUUUGAGGAAAUAUCCGGUGCGGGUGCCGUGAUAGAGAAGAGUAGUGAAGCACACACUAUUCUCGAUGACAUGUUCCUCGUCUCAGGCGAGAUCCCACGAGUAACGCCCUAUGAGACCGGUCUGAAAGGCGCAGUUCAGUUUGAUCCCGAGACAAAAGAUUGGUACUCCGAUGAGCAAAUUACUGACGAGCGUUUUCUUGCGGUCAAUCUCAAAGGAAAGGGCCUUGUCGUGUUCACUGGAUGCAGCCACGGUGGCGUAGUCAAUGCCUCAAAGCAUGCAAUUGAACUUGUCCCCAAGAACACCCUUCUCCACGCCGUCGUAGGCGGUUUCCAUCUCGCUACUAGUGAGGAGCCUCAGGUACAGAAGACUGUCGCAGAUCUCAAGCGACUUGAUCCCGCUGUCUUGAUGCCAGGUCAUUGCUCCGGCUGGCGAUCCAAAUUUGCCAUUGAGAAGGCCAUGCCAGGGACUCUGGUGCCAUGCACUGUUGGUAUCAGUAUCACUUUCUAG